AUGAGGCAGACGGAUUCCGUGUACAACAUCCCGAAAAACCACGUCGCGAGGGCUUCCUUCAAAAAUGAGAUAUUUAAAAAUGGCUGGGCGUACCUCGAAGUGAGUACACAGGCCAAGUUCACAGACUCGCAGCAGGCGCACGCGGCCGGGUACCUGGAGGGCUACCUCUCGCGGGACCUCAUCUGGAUGCAAUGGCGCAACAUACUGCAAGGGUUUUGCGCCAGCAGGAAAGAUUUGUGCCAAAUGUUGGACGAUUUCGUGGACGCCAACGAAGAGUACGUGCUCACGGAGGCAGUAAGUCAUCAGUGCGAAGCCUACUGGUAUCAGGUGUUGCUGUUCUACAACCAGCUGCAGGGGCUGGCGUGGGGGUACAGGAACGCCACCACGAAUCCUGACGAGCUCCUCACCUUUCGGGACAUCUUCUGGAUGAACAUGGUGGGGGACCUGGACGACCUGGCGUUCUCCAUGAUCCUCCGCACCAACCACUCGCGGCGGGACCUCGACCCCGACCCCACGGCGCGCCUCGACCGCUGCACGGGCCUCGUCAAGCUGCUCCCGGACCUCUCCAACCUCUACACUUCACAGACCAGCUGGAACAGUUACAACUCAAUGCUUCGGAUACAGAAGAUGUACGAGCUCAACUACCGUGAGUCGACCUGCAGCCCGGAACGGAUCCCCGGCUACAAGAUGUCUUUCUCCUCCUACCCUGGCCUUGCCACCUCCUUAGAUGACAUAUACAUCAUCUCGUCGGGGCUGGUGCCGGCGGAGACGACCAUGUCGAACAGCCGCCGCGCGCUCUACGACCUCAUCAAGCCGGUUGGACAGAUCCUGGAGUUCGUGCGAUCGAUGGUGGCUAACCGCUUGGCGCGCGACGGCAGCGAGUGGGUCCAGAUCUUCGGCCAGCAAAAUAGUGGCACUUACAAUAACCAGUGGUACAUAGUGGACUACAACAAGUUCAAGCCGUCAGGGGCUGGGUGCCCGGGGCGCGUGAGCCCCGGCCUGCUGUGGGUGGUGGAGCAGCUGCCCGGAGCCAUCGAGGCGGACGACUUAACAGCAACGCUGUUAAAUACUUCUUACUUCGCGUCUUACAACAUGCCACACUUCCGGCGGAUAUUCGAGCUGGGCGGCGGGCGCGAGCGCGUAAAGAUGUACGGCGACUGGUUCGGACAGGAGACACACCCGAGGGCCAAGAUGCUCAAGAUAUUACAGGCUGGUAUACAUAACACGCGCGACAUGUUCCGCGUGAUGCGGUAUAACGACUACAAGCACGACCCGCUGGCGCGCUGUCCGCAGUGCAACCCGCCGUACAGCGCGUGCAACGCCGUCGCGGCUCGGAACGACCUAAACCCUGCCAAUGGCACAUACCCAUUCAAAGCGUUGGGCCAUCGCAACCACGGCGCCAUCGACACCAAGAUAACGAACGCGUUUCUGCGCCCCUGGUACGAGUUCAUCGCCGUGUCCAGCCCGCCGCACAACGAGGCGCGCGGCAUCCCGCCCUUCCAAUGGAGCAAGUUCGACUUGGGCAAGAACGUGUCCCACAUCGGUCACCCGGACAAGUGGGUGUUCCCGCCGGUGAGACACCGCUGGGAGUGGCGGUGA
Molecule: messenger RNA, 1599 nt
Organism: Cydia fagiglandana
Lineage: Eukaryota; Metazoa; Arthropoda; Insecta; Lepidoptera; Tortricidae
Product: putative phospholipase B-like 2
Exons: 13
Coding region: 1-1599 (532 amino acids)
Biological process (GO): phospholipid catabolic process
Cellular component (GO): extracellular region
Molecular function (GO): glycerophospholipase activity
Source: RefSeq, a predicted model, not a curated record